AUGUUCGACUCUCUGGGCUGUAGCAUCAAAACAGGUUUAUAUUUCUCAUGUGAUCUCAUAGCUGCUUGUAUUCAAUUAAUAAUAAAUUCUACAAAUAUUGUAUCCAAUGAAAUAAUUCCAUUUAAUGUUCGUCUUUGUUUGGUCGAUCGUUCAUUAUCCGAUAAUAAUUCUCAAAAACAAUCAUCAUCCGAUUCAUCAAUACGUCAUAAAUCUCUUGAUAUGCAAUAUUAUCGUAUGAAAUUAUCAAUAUCAAUUGAUGAAUAUACAUCAUCAAUUAUAAUUGAUGAUAUAUUAUUAACAUUAAAUGAAUUAAAAUCUCAUAUAGAUGAUUAUAUUUCAAUAGAUCAUAUUGAAUUAAUACUUGAUUCAUUAACAAAUUAUCUUUUAAAUGGUAAUAAACAAUUAAUUGAACAAACAUAUGAAUUUAUAUUAAAAUAUAUUGAAAAAUAUCCUCAACAUUCAUUAAUAUUCUAUUCAACAUAUAUUAAAUGUAUAUUAUCAAGAAAUUUAAUUGUAUUUCAAAUGGCUAUUGAACAUUUUUCACAUUUUAUUAUUUAUUUUCAAUCAAAAUCUAAUGAACUCUUUUAUAUUCUACUUAAACAAGGUCUUAUUAAUAAAAUUGAUGUUACAACAUCUAUAACACAAGCUAUACGUUUACUUAAUCUUCAUCGUUAUGAUCCAAUAACAUAUACUAAUUUAACAUCGACAAUAUCAUCAAAAAUAGCAACAUUGACGACGACAGCGACAACAACAACUAUGACGACAAAUGAUUGA
Molecule: messenger RNA, 774 nt
Organism: Rotaria sp. Silwood2
Lineage: Eukaryota; Metazoa; Rotifera; Eurotatoria; Philodinida; Philodinidae
Source: the annotation of a GenBank genome assembly